UAUCCUAGCCUCCAGGAUCAGCUCUAUUCCCGUGUGUCGUCCUCUAUUCGAAGCCUUUCUUUAGACGGCUUCACUCCCUAUCUCAGUGAUCUAUGGCCCCAACGUUAUGACCAAAGAUACUUGCCUCCGUCGCGGCGUACUCCAGUUUUGCCCGCGUCCGAAAUGUUGGCAGUCCUAGGUCGCUGCAGGUCCGCCCACCUUCACACUCUCAAGAUCGAAUAUUACGUGGACUUCGCGGAGGACGAGCUAAUAUCGACCAUCGCCACAAUGUUCCCGGAUCUCGAGUUCUUGCGCCUUUGCCGGUACAGAGCUCACGUCCGCGACCAGCCGGGGGAGCCAGAGGCUGAAUGUGCAGACAGAGUCGCAGGAGCCUUAAAGCGGCUUACCAGACUGCGGACAUUGCAGGUCCAUUUGGAUGCUGUACACGCUCCGGACCCUAUCAUAGGCCGACGAGGUCUGCAACAUUUCGAGGACGAGCAUGUAUAUCACUACAAGGGAAGACUUCGGGCUUUAGCGGCGCGGAUGGCGGAGACCCUGGCGCCCGCUGUGCAAACGAUCGCAAUGCUCGUACCGUCUGCGUAUUCGCCGUCACAGCCGAGGUGGACCACCUUUCGCAUUCUCCGACACGAGGUCAAGAACACGGAAGACGGGGAUACGGGUGGCUCGGAUAUACCCAAAUUAUCACUUGUCAGUGACGCGAGCGAGCGUUAUUACUCGUGGCCUGAAGAGUAAUGGUAUUGAGAUGGAAAGUAGUCGUAAGUGUCCCAACAAGCAUUAGCGAACACCGAUGGGGAGCAGGAUAAUGUGCUUUGAUGGGAGGUUGGGUGACCACGGCAACUUGGUGGAUUCGCACGCGCGCGGACAGAGAAAGACC
Molecule: messenger RNA, 874 nt
Organism: Trametes versicolor FP-101664 SS1
Lineage: Eukaryota; Fungi; Basidiomycota; Agaricomycetes; Polyporales; Polyporaceae
Exons: 3
Coding region: 163-732 (189 amino acids)
Source: RefSeq, a predicted model, not a curated record